AUCAUCUGAUUUUAAUUCAGAACAAGAUUUAAGUGUAACUUUGAGGGACUUGAAACUAAUUAGAAAGACAAAAAAUAUAAAAUAAAAUGAAAAGCAUUUUUUUUUUUUUUUUUUUUUUUUUUGCGUUUAAAACAAAUAGACGGAGAGUGAAAGAAUUGAACGGAACCUAAAGGUCUUAACAUGUGUUUUUAACUGACCAUUUUUAACUGAAUCGCAUUUUUUAACCGAAUCGCACGUGGCGCGCGAGGCAUCCUUGAGAAGCAAGUGUUUAACAAGAAUUAUGGCAUAUUCCUCUUUUAAUGUGUCAGUGCAUAAAACGUUUGUUUAUGACAGAUAUUUCAGAAGCGUAGUCUGUGAAGCCCCUGACAGACGCCGAUGAUGCGCGCGUCAGGUGUGCGCGCGCUCGCAGCAUGUGUUUGACUCUCAGCAUCACUCAGACAGACAGAUGAAGCUCAUCUCCUCCUCAUCACUGCAAUUAACGCGCUCACUUCAGAUGAUGACGGAGAACUGCACGAGACUCAUCAGGAGCCCUGCUGGAGGUGUCAUGGUGGCUGUCAGAGGAUGAUGAUGGAUGUGUCUGGUGAUCUUCAGCACAUCCUCAUGCAAUAUUAACCUGUCUGAGAUUGUCUGAGCUGCUCCUUAUUUAAAUCCACUUGGAGUGCAUCAUAAGACUUCCCUACAACUGGUGCUCGAUCAAACACAACCAAAGAUUGUAACCAAUCUUAAAAUGUGUUAAACUCCGUAAAUGUUUUCCCCAAUUUGUUCUCCCUUCACAGGUCUGGUGUCAUGUAGAUCUCAUUGACUUGCUGUGACACAUUCAUCACUUCGGAGCAGUUGUGGAAACCACUGAAACACUCAUCCCCACCAUGGGGGAGAGACUGGGCCGCCAAACCCCUCUUUUGUCCCGCGGCCGUACGUUCGGAUGGUCCACCUCCAGCAACAGCAUCAAGCUGAAGAACUGCGGCCACAACGGCCACGACUUCCCGGUGCGGAGCUCUCUGCACAGCCUGGAGGAGGCAGCAGCGUCCAGCGCGUCCCUCGCACCGUCCCGCUCUCCUGUUUCACUGGAACCGGAGCCCGUGGUGAAUAAUGGAUCAAGCGCAGCCGUCGCUCCAGGUGGCCACACAAAGGAGCCACCGGCGCACAGCGAGCGCUGCCAGCCCCUCUCCGUCCCCGCCGCCGCCCGCUUCAUGCACAGCCCCUACCACGCCAAGACUAGCAUGCAGGGCGAUGUGUACAACUUCCUAGAGAGACCCGCCGGCCUGAGGUGCUUCCUGUAUCACUUCCUCGUGUUUCUCAUGGUCCUAGUGUGUCUGAUAUUCAGCGUCCUGUCCACCAUUGAGCAGUAUGCAGACUUUGCCACAGGAUCUCUCUUCUGGAUGGAGAUCGUGCUGGUGGUGUUUUUCGGGACAGAGUACGUGGUCCGGCUGUGGUCGGCUGGCUGUCGGAGCAAAUAUGUGGGCAUUAAAGGGCGUCUGCGGUUCAUCAGGAAACCCAUCUCCAUUAUAGAUCUGAUAGUGGUCGUCGCUUCUGUUGUGGUUCUGAGCGUUGGGUCCAAUGGGCAAGUGUUUGCCACAUCCGCAAUCAGAGGGAUCCGUUUCCUUCAGAUCUUACGUAUGUUGCAUGUGGAUCGUCAGGGUGGAACAUGGAGGCUUCUGGGAUCAGUGGUUUUUAUUCAUCGGCAGGAGCUGAUCACCACGCUGUACAUCGGGUUCCUGGGUCUGAUCUUCUCCUCGUAUUUUGUUUAUCUGGCCGAGAAGGACGCAGUAGACGAGGAGGGGAGGACGGGUUUUUCCAGCUAUGCUGAUGCUCUAUGGUGGGGCGUGGUUACGGUGACUACGAUAGGCUACGGAGACAAAGUCCCUCAGACGUGGAUCGGGAAGGCCAUCGCCUCCUGUUUUAGCGUGUUUGCGAUCUCCUUCUUCGCUCUGCCUGCGGGCAUUCUGGGAUCGGGUUUUGCUCUUAAAGUCCAGCAGAAACAGAGGCAGAAGCAUUUUAACCGUCAGAUUCCAGCCGCAGCCUCUCUCAUUCAGACGCUGUGGAGAUGCUACGCCUGCGAGAAGUCCAACGGGUGUACGGCCACGUGGAAGAUGUACGUGCUGACGGGCGACUACAUCCCCAUCAUAAACUCGGAAAACUCCAGCCCGGGCAACUUCAGACGGCUGAGCAAGCGUUACAAACGCAAGCCCAAGUCCAUGCGUGAUAACGGUUCUCUGGGUCCCGGAGGAGAGCGAGCCCUUUCCAUCCCGCAAAUCACCUACGACCACAUCGAUGAUAAAGAUGGAGACUUUUCAGAGGAGUCCACAGUUAAGAAAAAGUUGGACGGCCCCGACAUCUCACGAAACAACAGCCUGGUGGAUGAACUGGACUUCAGUGGUGAAGGCAUCCCUCUACCUGUAGUGACAGACGCUUCACAACUUUCCCACGCACACAGAUCUGCCAUCAAGGUCAUCAGACGGAUGCAGUACUUUGUGGCUCGAAGGAAAUUUCAGCAAGCGAGGAAACCGUACGACGUGCGAGACGUGAUCGAGCAGUAUUCUCAGGGCCACCUGAACAUGAUGGUUCGCAUCAAAGAGCUGCAGAGAAGGUUGGAUCACACGUUGGGAAAACCGGGAAUGUUCCUUCCAGAGAAAGGUGUGGAUAAGGAAUAUUAUACAGUGGGAGCCCGGCUGAUCCGACUGGAAGAUAAGGUGCUUCAGAUGGACGUGAAGGUGGAGAACAUCCUGAAGAUCCUAAUGGAGCAUUUCCAGCCCAAACCAGAGCUGCUGCAGAAACCCAACCAGUACAGCUCCCGCGUCACCGUCAUGAAGCGGCUGGGCGUCAGCAUGGACGAGAGCCAAUGACACGCUCGCAUAGAGAACUAACGCUAUGCAUCGUGGGAAACGGGGUCCGAGAGGAAGAACUUGGUGUUUCCAGUUUCUGACUACAAACUGAACAUCAUCUGAGUUGCCAAGUGGGCAAAGUAGUUUUAUGGGGAUCCUCAGAAUCUCCUAAUCCAAGCUAAACUGUCCGUUUGUCAUCAUUAGGAUGCAUUACUUGAUUGGUUUUAUGGUCAGCGCUCUCACCAAGGGUGUCGUUCGGACCUGUUUAGGUCAAGCAGGAAUGGUUCUCGUGAACAAAACAAAGGCUGAAAUCAUAAAUAACAUUUCCAAACUAAGACCGUGAACGUGCUUCGGGAAUGAAAGCUGCCGUUGAUGUAUGGCUGUGGUAGGGCUUAUCAAAAUAGCAAAACACCCAUGAUAGAUUCUAAUGAAGUUUAAUAGCGCUCUGAGAAAGGAGGCUAUUCAAGGCUGUUGACGUUGAGAGGAGAGCCAAGAUUCCCAACAGCAGAUCAGUCAGAACUCAAACCAUGCCAUAAUAGCGUUUUGUUCCCCAUGAAGCACCUUUUAGAUGCGUUUGUUUGAUCGAAUGAUUAUUUUUCUCUUCCAAGAUAAUUAAACGUUGAAAGGCGAGGCGAGUUGACGGAAAAUGCAAUUAAUGAGAUGAAAAACACGUUUCACUGUUUUUUUCCAGUAACCGCAAAGCCGUAUUGAGGAAAAUACCUUCAUCCUGGAUCUUUUCUGCAGACAUGUUCAUCUGUUGGCCAUUUGCCUUUCACAGAAUUAACACUAAUUUUUUUUUCUUUUCAUAAAGCAAAAAGCCACAAUAUGACAGUGAUGUAAGCGUUCUUAUGUCUAAAACCACGGUAAAAUCACGGUAUCUGACAGCUGCAAGUGGUUUAUUGCUUUUAUGAAACAGCAAUAUGAAAAUAUGCUCAAUAAAUAGUUUAAACAUUCAUUGAUUAUAAUAAUAAGUGGAAUGAAAAUUAUUACAUUUAAAAAUUAAACAUCUAAUACAUAAUAAAAGUUUGGAGGUCGGUAAGGUUUUUUAAUAUUUUUGAAAGAAGUCUCUUCUGCUCAUCAAGGCUGAAUAAAAAUUACAGUGUAAACAGUAAAAUUGUGAAAUA
Megalobrama amblycephala (Wuchang bream) is the source of this 3946-nucleotide messenger RNA. It is a transcript of the gene kcnq1.2, whose product is annotated as potassium voltage-gated channel, KQT-like subfamily, member 1.2. Gene Ontology annotation, cellular component: voltage-gated potassium channel complex; membrane. The transcript has 17 exons. NCBI's taxonomy places the organism in Eukaryota, Metazoa, Chordata, Actinopteri, Cypriniformes, Xenocyprididae. Gene Ontology annotation, molecular function: voltage-gated potassium channel activity. Gene Ontology annotation, biological process: potassium ion transport; transmembrane transport. Bases 867 to 2843 code for a protein of 658 amino acids. The record is from RefSeq and is a predicted model, not a curated record.